Messenger RNA from Panicum virgatum (switchgrass), 3125 nucleotides. RefSeq lists its product as uncharacterized. Lineage: Eukaryota; Viridiplantae; Streptophyta; Magnoliopsida; Poales; Poaceae. The record is from RefSeq and is a predicted model, not a curated record. The transcript is spliced from 5 exons. Bases 437 to 2740 code for a protein of 767 amino acids. Gene Ontology annotation, molecular function: protein binding; DNA binding.
CACGCUCGUUGCCUGCCUCCCUUUUGCGCUCGGAGGAGCAGCGUAAGCAGCACCGCGAAGGCCACGCGGCGCGGGGCGACGGCCGGAACGCGAGGUGAGGGGUUUGGCUCGGCCCUGGUGGAGAAGGAGAGGAAGAGAAAAGAGGUUGAUGAUGAGAGGUGGGGACCUCAUGUAAGUGAGAGAGGAGGAAGACGCAUUAGUAAAUAUAAUUGAUAAGAUAAGGAUAAGGAUUAAGGAUGUAAUAAUAAUACGAUUUUGGAGUUAGAGAACGACCAAAUGGACUUUUCUGUAAGAUUUUUGCGCCGCCGCGCCGUGGACUUCCAAUUCAUUUCGUUAAUUGGUUCCUCAUCCAGUGUUAAGAGACAGGAGGAAGCCUCGCACCGUGGCCGCGCCUCGGCCGCCAUCCACGGAUCCACCCGACCACCGACGCCUCUGCAUGCCGAUGGCGGCACAGCUCAUCAAUGGCGCCCCCACCACCACUUCCCUCGCCGACGACCUCCACGCCGUAGCCGAGGUCCUGCUCCGCCUCCCGUCGCCGGCUGCCCUCGUACGCGCCGCGCUCGCCUCGAGGCGCUGGCGCCAGAUCGCCUCGUCCCCAGUGUUCCUCCGCAGGUACCGCUCCCGCCACACCUCGUCGCCCCUGCUCGGCCUCUAUGUCCCGCGCUCGCACGCCGGGCUCCCCUCUUUCCAGCUUGCGGAUUCGGUCCGGUCCGACCGCGCCCUUGCCAAAUUUGUGCGCGCCGGCGAUUUCAAUCUCACCGGCCUCGGGAGCCACCCGGAGUGGCGCCUCCUUGACUGCCACAACAGCCGCCUCCUCCUCUCCAGAGGCGAGUCACGCGCCGUGUACAACCCCGUGUCCGGGCACGAACCCCUAUGGCUUCCGCUUCCGCAAAUUAGUCCCCUCGAAGGCACCUUCAUUUCUGAAUGCUUGUUGCAAGGCCGUUGCGACGAUGCGGCGUCGUUCCGCGUGUUCAGUGUGCAGCACCGUGGCUGUGACCAGAUGGUGCGAGCUGCUGAGUACGACUCAUGUACUCGCCAGUGGCGUCGCCAUCAGUGGGUGAAGAACAUCAGCAGACCUCAACAUGACCAGGCGAUGCACGCCGGUAGGCUCAUCUUUUGGAGAUACGAAGAUACUUCAUUGCUCUUGCUUGACACAGCCACUGUGGAAUUCUCCAUACUUGGUCUCCCCUUCACCUUCUUCCAACCGUCAAUGUAUGCCAUAGGAGACACCGUCGAUGGUGUCUGCUGCCUUGUGGGCCUUGUUGGGAGUGCUAACAACCUUCAUUUGCAAGUGUGGCUGCUAAAGGAGGAUGGUGUUGCCAAGAUGUGGGAGCCAGAGAAGAAAGUUCCAGUUAGCCAAGUGCUUGGCAGGGAUGCCCAAUUGCAUCAAGUCCAUGUCGUAACCAAUGGAGUAGCUCUUCUAGGUGGCGACCGGUGCCACCAAUUUGCCAUCAAUCUGAAGAAAAUGUGUAUCGAUGCUGAGUUUGAGUGCAGCGCUCUUGGUUAUCCUUUGCAUAUGCCAUGGCCACCUGCAGUGUUGGUGGAAACUGGUAGGGAGACUAUUAAUUAUAUUGUGGAUGUUGUAACAAAAAAUCUUUCGACAACUAAAGAAACUGAGAUGGUUUACAAAAGCAAGACAAUCCCUACUAGCAGGCUAGAUCAUGUUGGCGACAUGAUCCCCUAUAAUCAAAUGAUCGUCCAUGGCAGUGAGAUGGUCCAAGGUAUUCAUACGACUCAUGGUAAUGACACUGCUGAGUCAGUGGUACGAACCAAAUCAAGAUGUGGCGGCGAGAUGGUCUCUAGUGAUCAUAGUGGUAAGAUGAUCAAUUGUAAACAGACAGUUAUCUGUGGUAGUGAGAUGGUUCAAGGUAUUGAGAUGACUCAUGAUAAUGGCACUACUGAGGUGACUACUGCAUCAAGAUGCAGCAACCGGAUGGAUCAUGGUGAGGAGAUGAUCCACUGCAACCAAAUGGUUAUUCGUGACAGUGAGAUGGUUCAAGGUAUUGAAAUGACUCAUGGUACUUACACUGUUGAGGCGGCACCUACCGCAUCAAGACAUGGUUGUGAAAUGGUCCCUGGUAGGAAGAUGGUUCAUGGUUGUUCAAUGAUCCGCUGUAAUCAAAUGGCCAUCCAUGACAGGCAGAUGGUUCAAGGUAUUGAAAUGCCUCAGGGUAAUGACACUGCUGAGACAGCACCAGACGCACCACCAACCACAGCAAGACGUCGGAGAAAGAUCUCCAACAUCUGGGAGCAUUUCACAACUGAAACCAAUUCUGAUGGAUGCACACGAGCAUGCUGUAAUUAUUGCAAGAGAACCUUUGCUGGCUCCAAAACAGCAGGCACUAGCCAUCUAAAGAGGCACAUUAGCCUGGGUUCAUGUCCUGUGAUGAAAGGUCAAGUGCCACCUUCAUCAGGAAGGACAGGAAAUCAUGGCAGCUGUGCUGCUAAGAGGCAAUGCAUACAUGCUGGCCCUGGAAACGAUACAUUUAAUCGAAACGGCAAUACAUCGUAUCUGGGGAACAUGGACAUUCUGACUGAGCAGCCUCUAGGUACAAAACAAGGAAAUGAAUACUCAAUAUCAAAAUGCUUAAAAGUGUUACAUGACAUGGACAAUGUGUCGGAUGAGAUCAAGCAUCUUGCCCUUCAUGUUCUCAAGGAUGCAACAAAUCGAGAGAUAUUCAUGAGCUAUGAAUCAAGGCUCCGUGGUUUGUGGUUGAAGAAGGAAGUUAGCAAACUUUGAACAUAACAGACUCUAUGUAGUCCGACAUGGCAUUGGCACCUCGUCAACACUGUUUGUACAUAUUUCAGUUUCUUAUUUUCGUCUGGCUGCUGUAUAAUCUGAGUACACAAGAGAAGCUACAACAGGCUGCAAAACAUACAGCCGUGAUUUUCUUUCUUUGAAUGCUGCAUCAUUUUUCUUUUUUCUUUGUUGAGACGCUGCCUUUGUUCACUGGGCAAAACAUAAAACAAAGGCUUUUUUUAAGAGAUAAUUUCUUGAAUCCCAAGGUCCUCUGAUGAAUCAGAACUUAAAGUUUUGUGGUUGGAGGAAGUUUGUGUAAUAAAUUCUGUUGUUUUGCCCUCUAUUUUCCGUUUUUCUUUUUGAGUGCAACAUUCAAGCUUGGAUA